AUGACCCCUGAGCAUGCUACAAAGAUUUGGCUGCCGAAUCAGCGACAAUGCAAGAUCCUCCGCAUCUCUGGCUACGCUUCGCAGAUCCUGGUUAUGUGCCCUCUAUCUCUCGCAUGCGGCAAAGCCUACGACGAGGGCCACAUAGAUAGAUAUAAGAUAUUAACGGCCGUCGUCUACUGGGUAUUCGGCUUCUGUAGUGUCAUUGUGGGCGUUGGCUUUCUGCUGUUCGCACAUCAAAUGGUACGCAUUGCAUCGGAAACAUUGAAGGAAUCAAAGGAAACGGGGCUGUUGCGCACAACUCAGCUUCGACGCACACAAGCCGAUAUGCAAAAAAGCAUUACCAAGAUGAAAGCAAUCCAUUUAACUCUCGGGCCAACUCUCCUAUGGUACGCCGUGGUACUUGCCAUAUUUGGGUUCCUUCAAGACGAGGUUUUCGCGUUGACCUGGUGGUCCAAGAUUCAAGCCAUCGGCUCCGAAGUCCUCGGAACUGUCGCGCUUCUCUGUAAUUUCUGCUUCAUCGCGUGGGCGGAAUCGAAACCUGCCAAGCAGGUCGACGUGACGAGUAUGGGAGCGACCUUGGCUUCGGGCACAGGACAGUUGGAGACAGACGACAUUCAGAUGAAUGGAACUGAUUCUGAGUGCCCCCACAUUGCUAAAUGA
Fimicolochytrium jonesii is the source of this 660-nucleotide messenger RNA. RefSeq lists its product as uncharacterized. The transcript has 5 exons. The record is from RefSeq and is a predicted model, not a curated record. Bases 1 to 660 code for a protein of 219 amino acids. Lineage: Eukaryota; Fungi; Chytridiomycota; Chytridiomycetes; Spizellomycetales; Powellomycetaceae.